This is a messenger RNA of Caenorhabditis sp. 36 PRJEB53466, 666 nucleotides long. The record is from the annotation of a GenBank genome assembly. Lineage: Eukaryota; Metazoa; Nematoda; Chromadorea; Rhabditida; Rhabditidae.
AUGAACGCCAACGUCUACUCGAUUGUGUGCUUCCUCUCGUUCCUCGUCCUCUGCAUUUCUGCACAAUUGGUAAGUGAGCGAGUGAGACAGAAAACAGGCGGAUCAUUCGAUUGUGUCUUCCCGAGUGGAUUAUCCAUCAGUCUGUCUGUCUUCUUCUUCUUCUUCUUCCUCGUCCUCUUCUAGACCCAAUUUCCUUGUUUCCAGCACGCCGACGGAGCCGACGUGGAAGGAAUCGUGGACAAACGCUCACCGUACAGGUUAGUCAUCUGAUUCCGAGAGUAAGGUGCGAGUUGUUCCCACGAUCCCCCGCCAAAACACUCGCAUUUCGUUUUGCCUUCACAACAAAAUCUCAACAAAAUUGGGGGGCGGCGCGUUGCUCGAAUAUUAUAAAUUCCAAAUAAUAAAUCUGCAUUUUCGCAGAGCUUUCGCAUUCGCCAAGCGCAGCGACGAAGACCUCGACUUCCUGGAGAAACGGGCGAGAUACGGAUUCGCGAAGAGGUGAGGAGAGAUUCUGGAGCAUUCACGAUGCUAUCGUCGCAUUCGGAAGACGUCACGAUGACGUGUCCUUUUUGCAGAUCUCCGUACCGAUCGUUCGCCUUCGCGAAACGUGCAUCUCCGUACGGAUUCGCGUUCGCCAAGAGAGCCCAGUUCUCCUCGUUCGCCUGA